UCAGAGCACAAGCCGUAUUGGCGAUUAUGUUGCAAGGAUCUCUGUUCUCUUUUGGACUUUCUUUCCAUGUAACAUUUUUCUCCAGAAAUGAAGGAAGUAUUUGUUUUGCUUUCAGUGCUGUUAGUCAUUGCGUCCUCUCGCACUGAUGAGGAGUUCAGCUGUAAAUCCAAAGAAUGUCUUCCUGCUCGAGCCGUCUCUGAUUUCAAGAGGGAUUGUAAAGAUCGCUCAGACGAGGAGUUUUGUGGGUCAUGUGAUUUUGAGCUUCACUCCUGCGGAUGGAACGACACCAGUGAUGGUUCCUAUCGCUGGAGACGGCAGAUGGCAAACGUCACUUUAAUACCUGGACAGGACCACACGACAGGAAGUCAAAGUGGUCAUGUCAUGCAUGUAGAUGGCAAACAAGGCAAUUUCCUUUCAAAGGCCAUUUUAGAGUUUUCUGUGUCCAACCAGGCAGCUUUGGGUUGCCAGAUCAGCUUUUGGUACCACAUUUACGAUAACAAGUCUUCAUCAUCUUCAUCGCCCCUUACAUUAACAAUGGUCCGAGGCUCCUUAAUAACAACACUGGAUACGAUUUCUAAAAGUCACACUGACGAUUGGGAGAAAUCCACGGCCUUCCUUGGUAAUCAGCCAGGAGGAUAUAAGCUGCAGUUUUCAUUCAGCCAACCUUUUUUAGAAGUAAAGGAUGUAAUGUUGGAUGACAUCAUCUUUGAGUACUGCUUAGAGGGAGACGUCCCCGCAGGGUCAGACAGACUCUCGUGUGAUUUUGAAGAUAACAGCUGUUCAUGGUACCAUGAUUAUACUGCCAGCCUGCUGUGGAAAAGGAGUGAUGGGGGAUAUGAUCAGGGCCCUGCUGGCAAUGGUUCCUACAUGCUCAUAAGUACUAAACUCAUGGUGGAUAGCUCAUCAGCAGCCAGACUCAUCAGCUUCCCUCAGCCUGCAGGUCCAGUCAUAUGUGUGAGCUUCUGGUAUCACAUAUUUGGCAACAGCAUCGGUUCAUUGAAGAUUAUAACAAAGCGUCCUGACGAAGCAGAGACUGUCGUAUGGAUGAGAAGUCACACACAAGGAAACAAAUGGAGAUUUGCAGAUCUGACCUUCAAAAGUGAAAAGCCAACACAGUUCAUAAUAGAAGCUGUGGUAGGUGGGGAACAAGGCAGCAUAGCCAUUGAUGACAUAAUGGUUACCAGCGGUGAGAAUGGAUCUUGUCCAGCAGAGAGAGAGUGCACCUUCCAGGGCUCUUUGUGUGGUCUGCUGCCUGAGCCGUCUGCCAACUUCACCUGGAGCCGCAUCACCGGCGCGACAAAACCCUCAAACUCCUCAAGCCCCGCCGCAGAUCACACGCUAGGGACAGAGCAAGGUUAUUACCUGAGUGCCCAUCUGUGGAGCCACUCCGAGGGGUCCACAGGAGCGGUGAUGACAGCGCUGAUGGAGCCCACCCCUCCUGAAGGAGAGUGUUUAAUGUUCUGGUAUUACAUGGAGGGAAGUGGAGUGGGGGAACUUAAUGUUUACCUACAAACAUCCGACAACAACAGACCCUCUACCCAGCUGUGGACCAGAAGAGGAGAUCAGGGGGAGCACUGGAGACAUGGAAGAGUGACGCUCCUCAGCCCCAGUACCCCCUAUCAGGUUGUGUUUGAAGCAGUAGUUGGGGAGAAUCCGUGGAGAGAUAUCGCUCUUGACGACCUCACGGUCUUAAAUGACGCCUGCCCCCCACCCGGUUUUUGUGACUUUGAAAUGGACUUGUGUGGUUGGGUGAACAGUCCUCCAGCAGAGUCCGGAGUGGACUGGGACUGGCUCUCAGGUAACAUUGACGGUCGUUUCAUUCCUGAUAGAGACCACACCACAAAUUCUGCCCUGGGCCAUUUUGCUUUCUUCAUUUCAUUUGAGCCUGAUAGAGAGGAAAUUGCCCGACUGGAGAGUGAGACGAUGGAGGCAGUGGACCGAGCUUGUCUGGAGAUCUGGCACCACGCUGAAGCGUGGAACAUUAAUAAGCCUUCAAGCAUUACAUUGACAGUGUUUGUGAAUGAGACUACUGAACUGCGUCGUGUGUGGAGUACACAGGGAUAUACAAACAGUACAUGGAUCCAAGACAGGGUGGAUUACAAUGCAUCAGGGCGCCACCAGAUUAUUUUACAAGCCAGUUGUCCAAAGUCAAAGGAUGGAAGCUUUGCUCUGGACGACGUCCACAUCAUCAGGGACACAUCCUGUGAGGACAUGACACCCACCACCACCCCAAAUCCUUCCCCUACCACCACUGCUUCUGCCUCCGCCAUGGACUGCACCUUUGAACAAGGUCUAUGCAGCUGGGUCCAGGAGAUCAGUGAUGGUUUGAACUGGACUCUCAGUAAUGGACUUCAAGUCAACCAGCCAUGGGAUGGACCUCAGUAUGAUCACACUGUUGGAAAUAAUCAAGGUUUCUUCUUACUGCUGAAUGGAUCUGGACUAAAGGAUGGAGAUAAAGCAGUGAUCUCUGUUCCUAUCAAUGAUGUAACAUCAGAUGUCUGUGUUGGAUUCUGGUUUUACAUGCUCGGGCCUUCAGUAUCCAGCCUGGACCUGCUGGUUCAGACAAAAUCUGCUGAAGAUUUAGUCUGGACUCGCAGAGGGACCCAGAAUCCAGGGUGGAUUAAAGCACAAGUAUCCAUCAGCACGCACGAUACUACACAGUUAAUGUUCACCAGCCAUAGAAACUCCAGCAGCAAAGGAUUCAUCGCUAUUGAUGACAUAACAGUGAGGGAGGGGUUUUGUAAUAAUAAGGAUUUGUGCGGUUUUGAAUCCAGCUGGUGUGGCUUUGAGAACAAUGUGGGACAGAAAGGUCACUGGGGUCGCAAAAAAGCCACAAAACAUCAGGUGGAUCACACCUUCGGAACUGAAAAUGGCUUCUACAUGACUGUGAUGACACCGAAUUGGAGACAGAAUGCAGUAGCUCAGCUGCUCACACCUGCUCUCACCUCAGCUAAAGAGAUGUGUGUUCGCUUCUGGUACUGGUUACCCGCAGGGCUUUCCAACAGCUUCUCUGUGCACGUGAUGCGGAACGCAGAGACAGGCGACGCACUUUGGCAUCGAUCCGGAUCCCCCUCCACUGGGUGGGAGGUGGCAGAAGUCACUGUGUCCUCUCCUGCAAAAUUUUAUGUGGUGUUUAAAGCAGUUCACGGGCCUGACUCGAGCGCCGCGGUGAGAUUAGAUGAUGUUUCCAUAAGGGAUGGGGCUUGCACUCCUCCAGGCAGCUGUGACUUUGAGUCUGGACAGUGCACCUGGAUCAACAUUCACAAAGACAAUGGUCAUGACUGGGUGCUGGCCCGUGGAGACUUCCUGGGGCCACUAACAGACCACACCACUCAGACUCCAGAGGGUCAGUUCUUGUUGAGCUCAUCACUGCACCAAAACCACAGAAGUCUAGCUCAGGUUUUGUCUGAGUGGAUCCACCUGAGAGACACCCCCUCCUGUCUCACGUUGUGGUACCAAAUGAACAGCAGUGACUCUGGGACACUGAAGGUGUAUCUGCGUUCAGGUCUGUCGGAGGCUGAUCUGAUGUUCAGCACUACCAGUAGUGGACACAGCUGGACAAGAUUCAAUCAGUCUAUAGAGAUCAGCGAACCUUUCCAGCUGCUGAUGGAAGCCGACGCUGACACCAGAGGAUUUAUUGCCAUUGAUGACAUCAGUGUCACACCAGGCCUUUGUCCAGUAAAUGAAACAAGUUUAGGAUUUGUUGGUUGUUCAUUUGAAAACAACACAUGUGGAUGGGAGGACAUCAGUGAUGGCCAACUUCAGUGGAUAAGAAGGAAUGCUGCUGGGAACACUGGACCCCCUGUCGACCACACAGUGGGCACUGAACUGGGUUGGUACAUGGCCGUAGAGCCUGACCAAGGAACUCAAAUGAGCCCUGCUGCCGUGCAGAGUCCCACCAUGAAACAGGCCAGCACCACCUGCACACUGCACUUCUACUACAACAUGUUUGGACAGGACGUACAAGAGCUGAAUGUCCUGCUGAAGGAGGGCCCCAGGACCACCAUACUGUGGUGGCUUGCUGGUAACCAUGGAGAUUCGUGGCAUCACGGUGAGGUCACAGUUGGAAGAACCCCUCAGGACUUCACUAUCCUGUUUGAGGCCUCGGGGGCCUUCAAUAAGCUCGGACACAUAGCUAUAGAUGACAUAUAUUUCACCAACUGCACUCUGCCUGAGCCGCAGCCCCAGUGUCCACAGAAUAUGUUCAUGUGCGAUAACAGUGUGUGUAUAGAGCACAACCAAGUGUGUGACUACAGUGAUGACUGUGGGGACUUGUCUGAUGAGAUCAAAUGUGAGCAACAAGGUUUCGAGGAGCGCUGCAGUUUUGAGCGAGGCCUGUGUUCCUGGAUGGGGAGCGACGUGGACACACCUGGAGCAGAGUGGAGCCAUCACAACGGACAGGAAGCCUGGCCCAAAUAUGGGCCUGCGAGAGAUCACACCCAAAACACUGGUGCAGGUCACUACAUUGUCCCUGGGACUCACCUGACAGAGGAUGGCCAGACGUCAGAGAUUCUCUCCAAAACUUUACUGCCCAGCUCCAACUGCACUGUGAGAUUCUUCUUCUUCAGCCUUGAUGAUGCCUCAGCCAGACUGACGGCCCAGUCCAGGACGCAGCGCUCUGGCAGCGAUGACACUGUGAUGUGGCUCAGGGAGGACUCACAGUCUUACAGCUGGCAGAAAGCAGAGGUCACAUUCUCCAUCUCCGUCAAUAGCAAGAUUGUCUUUAGGUAUGAGCGAGUGGAUGAACGCAGAGGACUCGUCGCCCUGGACGACAUCUCUUUCUCCAGGGAAUGUUUAUUUGAUCCUGACAACAACAAACUGCCUGACACAUCACCAACCCCUGCACCACCCACAUCCCCUCAAACACCCAUGAGUCCAGCUUCAACCUCAACCUCAACCGCACCCACCAAUCCCUGUCAGGAGGAUGAGUUUUUCUGUUGGCGUUCAGCCGGAGAACAGAGGUGUAUUCAGGCUUCUUUAAAGUGUGAUUAUUAUUCACACUGCCCCCAGGGAGAGGAUGAGGAUGGCUGUGGUCCGUGCACAUUUGAGAGGGACCAGUGCCAGUGGGCUGACACCGGCGUUGGACCGAGCAGGUGGCAGAGACGGAAAUCCAGUCACAACAGUGAGCCGCCCACAGACCAGACCACUGGAACUGGCUACUACAUGGGAGUGAAUUUCAGUGAGGGCUCCACUCAGAGUGAGGCCAGACUUCAGAGUCCCCCACUCGCCCCUUCUUCACUCUACUGCCAGAUGAAGUUUCACUUCCAUAUCAGCGCAGAGAAUGCUGGGUCACUCAGAGUGCUUAUGCAGCAAGCUGAGGGGAGUGAAGCAAUACUGUGGUCACGCAGUCACAACACGGAGUCCCACUGGACCCCAGAGCAGCUGCCGCUCGGCCUGCACCAGCGGCCUUAUAAGGUUUGGUUUAGUGCCUUAAAUGAAGAGACUCAGGCGGACUCUACUUCUGGAGAUCACAGUGUUGCAGUGGAUGAUAUCUCUUUUGUCAACUGUGAAGAAUCCUACCAACCACCAGCUCUGUCCACCAAUGGCUGUUCUUUUGAACACGGGCUGUGUGGUUGGUUUCAGGGCGCUGACGAUGAGUUGGACUGGCUCAGCAACUCUGGUCCUACUGAAACCCCAAACACGGGACCAGCAGGAGACCACACCAACGGCGAAGGAAAAUACCUUUACAUCAAGAGCUCCAAACCAAGUGUGAAGGGAAAUACUGCACAACUGAAGUCUUCACUGCUGCCAUCUGCUGGUGACAAAGGAUACUGUUUCACAUUUUGGCACCAUAUGUUCGGAGCUACUGUUGGCUCUCUGAGGAUGCUUCUAAAAACAGCUGAUCAUUUGAAGAAAACACUGGUGUGGCAAAAAUCAGGAAACCAAGGGGACGAGUGGCAAGUGGUGCAGAUCCACGUGACCCUGCAGAAAGUCCAUCAAGUGGUUCUGGAGGCCACGGUUGGAGGAGAGGCCGGAGAUAUAGCCAUCGAUGACAUGUCCUUCAUCAGUGGACCGUGUCCCCCCUCUGCUCUGUGUGACUUUGAGGAGGGGAGCUGUAACUGGCAGCAGCAGACCACCGAUGACUUUGACUGGGUCCGUCAGUCGGGCCACACCUUUAAUCCCAACACAGGGCCAGACAGCGACCACACCACAAACACACCCACAGGACAUUACUAUCUCCUGCCCUCCUCUGCCUCCGACGAUGCCGGCCAGACGGCCAAAAUGUCCUCACCACCGUACUCUGCAGGUCAAGGAGCGUGUUUGCAACUUUGGUACCACAUGUAUGGCGCGGGCAUGGGGGUGCUGAACGUUUACCAGCAGAGUGAAGAAGGGAAGCGAGCUCUGAUUUUCUCUCAGGCAGGAGACCAGGGCCGGCUGUGGAGGCUCGCUCAGGCUUCACUUCUGCCCUGGGUUCAGCCUUACAGGAUAGUGGUGGAGGGUGUAAAGGCUGGCCCUACACAGGAGGGAGACAUGGCUUUUGAUGAUGUCAUGCUGACAGACACUCAGUGUCCUACUCAUGGACGUUGUGACUUUGAGAUCAACAUGUGCAGCUGGACCAACCUGGGAGGAAAAGUCGACCAGGGGGACUGGCUCCGCGGCAGUGGAGCCUCCCCAAACCCCAACACCGGACCCAGUGUUGAUCACACCACAAACUCUACACAUGGUCAUUAUCUGUACGUGGACAGCUCAGUGGGCGAGUGGGGAGACAUGUCCUUUGUGGUUAGUGAUGUGUUCUCUCCAACCACUAGAGGUCACUGUCUGUCAUUCUGGUAUCACAUGUAUGGCAACCAUGUUGGGACUCUGAGAGUUUACAUAAAUGACAGAAACACACAUACUGGUGGUAAUGAAGAAGGAACUCUGAUAUGGAUAGAGGCAGGAAACAAAGGAGACAAGUGGAACGAGGCCAGAGUGUCUAUUAAACCUACAGAAGCAUUUUGGUUUGUGUUUGUGUACCAGAGGGGGAUGACUACAGGGGGGGAUGUUGCUCUUGAUGACAUCAUCAUACUCUCCAGCGGUUGCUACACAGACCCCAUUGGCCCUACUGAUCAUAAUAAUGACAUGUCCGUGGGUCUGGCAGUGGGUCUCACUCUGCUGGCUGGAGUCAUCAUCACCAUCCUCCUCUUCAUGCUGAACAGAAAGUGGAGAACAAUGAACGAGCCGUCAAUUAUGCACAACGACUCAACUGACCAAAACUCUGCUUUGGACGUUUUUGAAAGCAAAACAGAUGUCACACAACAUGAAUCUGACUUCUCCUUCUUCAACAAACUGUACGAUCCUUCCACGAAUGUGCCUGACACCGCUACGACCUCAUCUGAUGCCUAAUCCAGAUUAAUAACUACAAUCAAUCACAUAAACCACAUGUGUUAUCAGUGCUGGUGUUCCCUCAAACAGAGAUAUGUAAUGGCAGGAUCAGUGGCUUUUUCUUUCAAUAAUGACAACUGGAAAUGUAUUAUACUAACAUACGUUAUUUAUUGCCUGAAAAUCCUUCCAUGCAGAGAAACAGAACUGCCUAGCUGAGAAUAAGUGACACUUGUACUUUGAAAAUUAAAACUGUGUAUAAAUGUGUUGAAACUAAGAUUUGGUCUUAGCGUAUGUCAUGCUGUUUGUUGUGGAACCAGCAGAAUCAACUCUCCUGUUGAACUGGUUUUUGGUAAUGGAUGAGGUGUGAACAAUGCUGAGUAAAGUGUUUCUGUCUAAAUCUUACAUUAUCAAAGUGAAAGUCAACUACAUUGAAACAGACAGAAAUAAUAACUGUGUUUUCUCAUAGUUUAUGAACACUUUUUGUUUGUUCAUGAAGUAUAUAUGUGAGACUUAAAAAGAUAAAACAUCACUUUUUUUAAAUGCCAACAAAUAUGAACUGUAAAUGAUCAACAGUGGCUUUAUGUGCCAGGUAAGCACAGAAAAACAAACGUGUAAAAGUGUGCAAAUAAAUUCAAUCUCUAUCUUGUGA
This is a messenger RNA of Labrus bergylta (ballan wrasse), 7951 nucleotides long. Its product is annotated as MAM and LDL-receptor class A domain-containing protein 2. NCBI's taxonomy places the organism in Eukaryota, Metazoa, Chordata, Actinopteri, Labriformes, Labridae. Gene Ontology annotation, cellular component: membrane. Gene Ontology annotation, molecular function: protein binding. The record is from RefSeq and is a predicted model, not a curated record.